AUGAACUAUCUGGGGCUUAUCCUGGACGGGAGACUAUCUUUCGAGGACUAUUUCUCGAGAGUGGCACGGAGAACGGAGCAGGCGGCCCUCUCCUUGAGCCGGCUCAUGCCGAAUAUGGGCAGACCGGGGAUCGUCACUCGUCGCCUUUUCGCGGGUGUCAUCGCAUCUAUUGCUCUUUAUGCUUCCCCCGUCUGGGUGGAACGGGUGAGGAAGGGGCGUACCAUACGCUCCGCACUGAGGGCUGCGGAACGCAGAAUCGCGGGGAGAAUAAUAUGCUCCUACAAGACGGUCUCCCAUGCGAUGUGCACCGCCCUUGCCGGUACACCACCGCUGGAGUUAACCGCGGAAUACCACGCGGAAACAUACUUUGAGGUCUCCAAGCUGAGAUCCCGGACGGGAUCUGUCGCUGCCCCUCCGGAUGAGGUGAGACAAAUCCGGGAGCGCGGCAGACUCAGAUUGCUCGACAGAUGGAGGUCAUGGAUUUCUGUCUCCGAGCAGCGAGGAAACGAGACGCUGGUGGCGCUUCGGGACUGCCUGCCGAGAUGGGUUGAGGCCAGGAUUGGCCUCACAUACCGGGCGACGCAGAUACUCACGGGCCACGGCUGUUUCGGCCGGUAUCUGCGUCGCAUCGGAAAAGAAACGACAGAACGCUGUUGGCAUUGCGUUGCGUCCAGGGACACAGCGUCCCACACCCUGGUGCGGUGCCCGGCUUGGGCGGCACAAAGGGCCUCCCUCAGGAAUAUAGUCGGCUCGGAUUUGUCGAUGGGCUCCGUAAUCAGGGCCUUACUAUCGGAGGAGGGAAGAGGAGCAUUCCUCUCUUUCGCGGAGAGGGUGAUGAGCGCGAAAGAGGCGAGUGAGAGAAUCAGGGAGGGCAUCCCAGCCGCGUCUGGUAGAUGA
Molecule: messenger RNA, 897 nt
Organism: Trachymyrmex cornetzi
Lineage: Eukaryota; Metazoa; Arthropoda; Insecta; Hymenoptera; Formicidae
Exons: 1
Coding region: 1-897 (298 amino acids)
Source: RefSeq, a predicted model, not a curated record